Molecule: messenger RNA, 2055 nt
Organism: Strongylocentrotus purpuratus (purple sea urchin)
Lineage: Eukaryota; Metazoa; Echinodermata; Echinoidea; Camarodonta; Strongylocentrotidae
Product: putative ankyrin repeat protein RF_0381
Exons: 8
Coding region: 1-2055 (684 amino acids)
Biological process (GO): protein localization to ciliary inversin compartment
Cellular component (GO): ciliary inversin compartment
Molecular function (GO): protein binding
Source: RefSeq, a predicted model, not a curated record
AUGGAAGAUGUGAAUGAAGAGAUCCACAAUGCAGUAUUGCGGGGCGAUCUUGAAGCCGUUGAAAGAGCUGAGGUGAAUAAGGGAGAUGAUGAGGGUUCGACUGCACUACACCUUGCUGCUCAGAAUAGUCCUCUUGAUGUCACCGAAUAUCUGAUCAGCCAAGGAGCUGAGGUGAAUAAGGGAGAUGAUGAGGGUUCGACUGCAUUACACAAUGCUGCUCAGAAUGCUGACGUGAAUGCGGGGGAUAAUAAGGGUGCGACUGCAUUACAAUUUGCUGCUCAGAAUGGUCGCCUUGAAGUCACCAAAUAUCUCAUCAUUCAAGGAGCUGACGUGAAUGCGGGGGAUAAUGACGGGAGUACUGCAUUACACUUUGCUGCUCUGAGUGGUCAACUGGAUGUCACCAAAUAUCUGAUCAGUCAAGAAGCUGAGGUGCUUAAGGGAAAUAAUGACGGGAGUACUGCAUUACACUUUGCUGCUCAGAAUAGUCAUCUUGAUGUCACCGAAUAUCUGAUCAGCCAAGGAGCUGACGUGAAUGUGGGGGAUAAUAAGGGUGCGACUGCAUUACGAGUUGCUGCUCAGAAUGGUCACCUUGAUGUCACCAAAUAUCUCCUCAGUCAAGGUGCUCAGCUGAAUAAGGAAGAUAAUGACGCUGACGUGAAUAAGGGGGAUAAUAAGGGUUUCAUUGCAUUACAAGUUGCUGCUCAGAAUGGUCACCUUGAAGUCACCAAAUAUCUCAUCAUUCAAGGAGCUGACGUGAAUGCGGGGGGUAAUAUAAAGGGUGCGACUGCAUUACAAUUUGCUGCUCAGAAUGGUCAUCUUGAUGUCACCCUAUAUCUGAUCAGCCGAAGAGCUGAGGUGAAUAAGGGGGAUAAUGUCGCUGACGUGAAUAAGGGAGAUAAUAAGGGUUUCAUUGCAUUACACAGAGCUGCUCACAAUGGUCACCUUGAAGUCACCAAAUAUCUCAUCAUUCAAGGAGCCGACGUGAAUGCGGGGGAUUAUAUAAAGGGUGCGACUGCAUUACAAUUUGCUGCUCAGGAUGGUCAUCUUGAUAUCACCCUAUAUCUGAUCAGCCGAAGAGCUGAGGUGAAUAAGGGGGAUAAUGUCGGUAAGACUGCAUUACACAGAGCUGCUCAGGAGGGUCAUCUUGAUGUCGCCCAAUAUCUGAUCAGCGGAGGAGCUGAUGUGAAUGAGGUAGAUAAUGAGGCUGACGUGAAUGAGGUAGAUAAUGAGGGUUUGUCUGCAUUACAACGUGCUGCUCUGAGUGGUCACCUUGAUAUCACCGAAUGUCUCUUCAUUCAAGGAGCUGAGGGGCUGAAAAGAGAUAAUGAAGGUGUCACUGCAAUGCACGUUGCUGCUCUGAAUGGUCAGCUUGAUGCCACCAAAUAUCUCAUCAUUGAAGGAGCUGACGUGAAUGAUAAAGUUAAUGAAGGUUGGACUGCAUUACACCUUGCGGCUCUGAAAGGUCAACUUGAUGUCACCGAAUAUCUCAUCAUUCAAGGAGCUAAGGUGAAUGAGGGAGAUAAUGACGGUUUCACUGCAUUGCACAUGGCUGCUCAAAAUGGUCAUCUGGAUGUCAUAGCAUAUCUCAUCAGUCAAGGAGCUGAGGUGCUUAAGGGAGAUAAUCAGGGAGCAGAGGUGAAUGAGGGAGAUAAUAAGGGUUGGACUGCAUUACACGUUGCUGCCCAAUUUGGUCAACUGGAUGUCGCCACAUAUCUCAUCAGUCAAGGAGCUGACAUAAAUGAGGAGAAUAAUAACGGCAGCACAGCCAUGCACAUUGCUGCUCAGACUGGUCAACUUGAUACCACUGGGAUUAUAGAUCACCGUGAUGAUGAUGGAUUGACUGCCAUUCACCUAGCCACUCAAAAUGGCCACACACUGGUUGUCGAGUCGCUGGUUUCCCAUGGAGCUUCCUUGAACAUCCAGGCGCAAGAUGGAAAGACCUGUCUCCAUGAAGCUGUCAUAAUUUCUGAUCACAAUGGCAGAAAAGAGCAAACAAAAGGGAGACCCCAACAGGUAAAGACGACUAAAACCUCACCUAGCACGGACAACCAAUAA